UGUUGAUGUUGAAAUGGAGGCACAAGAGGCAAAUCCAUUUUCUGAUCCUUUCUAUGACUCCUCAGAAUGGCAAGGCAUGACAGGUCUGCAUCUGGUCAAGCUGGGCAGAGACCGCCAGCGCAUGGACCUGCAAAGAGACUUCACGGUGGCCUCUCCCGCCGAGUUUGUCACACGCUUUGGAGGCAACAAAGUCAUUGAAAAGGUGCUCAUUGCCAACAAUGGGAUUGCGGCCGUGAAGUGCAUGCGUUCAAUCCGUCGAUGGUCCUAUGAAAUGUUCCGGAAUGAGCGUGCCAUCCGAUUUGUUGUCAUGGUUACCCCGGAGGAUCUGAAGGCUAACGCUGAAUACAUCAGGAUGGCUGACCACUAUGUGCCCGUGCCUGGAGGGGCCAAUAAUAAUAAUUAUGCCAAUGUGGAGCUCAUUUUGGACAUAGCGAAGCGUAUACCAGUCCAGGCUGUAUGGGCUGGCUGGGGUCACGCCUCCGAGAAUCCUAAACUUCCAGAGCUGCUCAGCAAGAAUGACAUUGCCUUCAUGGGUCCUCCCAGUCAGGCCAUGUGGGCACUGGGAGAUAAGAUUGCUUCAUCCAUAGUGGCACAGACUGCUGGCAUCCCGACUCUCCCAUGGAGUGGAACAGGUUUAACCGUGGAGUGGUCGGAGAGUGACCAGAAGAACAAGGUCAUCACUGUGCCGUCUGAUCUCUAUGAGCAGGCAUGUGUCCCGGACGUGGAAGAAGGCUUGAAGGCAGCAGAGAAAGUCGGCUACCCUGUUAUGGUGAAGGCGUCCGAAGGGGGUGGAGGCAAGGGUAUCCGCAAGGUCAACAGUGCCGAGGACUUCCCUAACCUCUACAGACAGGUCCAGACCGAGGUCCCUGGUUCGCCCAUCUUUGUCAUGCAGUUGGCCAAACAGUCUCGCCAUCUGGAGGUGCAGCUUUUGGCAGAUCAGUAUGGCAACGCCAUCUCGCUCUUCGGCCGUGACUGCUCUGUGCAACGGCGACACCAGAAGAUCAUAGAGGAGGCUCCGGCCACCAUCGCUACAUCAGAUGUUUUUGAACAAAUGGAGAAGUGUGCUGUGACAUUGGCCAAGAUGGUGGGGUACGUAAGUGCAGGCACAGUGGAGUACCUCUACGGCCAAGACGGCAGCUUUCACUUCCUGGAGCUCAACCCCCGCCUGCAGGUGGAGCACCCCUGCACCGAGAUGGUCGCCGAUGUCAACUUGCCCGCUGCCCAGCUUCAGAUUGCCAUGGGCAUUCCCCUGAAUCGAAUCAAGGACAUCCGCAUGAUGUACGGGGCACAGCCUUGGGGAGACUCGCCCGUCGACUUUGAAGGCUUGUCCUCGCUACCCUGUCCCCGUGGCCAUGUCAUUGCCACUCGCAUCACCAGCGAGAACCCAGACGAGGGGUUCAAGCCCAGCUCAGGGACGGUCCAGGAGCUGAACUUCCGCAGCAGUAAGAACGUGUGGGGCUACUUCAGUGUGGCGGCCACUGGGGGGCUGCAUGAGUUUGCUGACUCGCAGUUCGGCCACUGCUUCUCCUGGGGAGAGAAUCGAGAAGAGGCCAUCUCGAACAUGGUGGUGGCUCUGAAGGAGCUAUCUAUCCGUGGAGACUUCCGAACUACUGUGGAAUACCUCAUCAAACUACUGGAGACUGACAGCUUCCAGCACAAUCGAAUAGACACGGGCUGGCUGGACAGGCUCAUCUCUGAGAAGAUGCAGGCUGAGCGUCCUGACACCAUGCUGGGCGUGGUGAGUGGGGCGCUCCACGUGGCUGACUCCAGCCUGAAGAACAGCGUCUCGGCCUUCCUACAUUCACUGGAAAGGGGUCAGGUUCUGCCCGCACACACGCUGUUGAACACAGUGGACGUGGAGCUGAUCUACGAGGGCUCCAAGUAUGUGCUGAAGGUGACGCGCCAGUCGUCCAGCUCCUACGUGGUGCUGAUGAACGGCUCGUGCUCCGAGGUGGACGUGCACCGGCUUAGUGACGGAGGCCUGCUGCUCUCCUACGACGGGUCCAGCUACACCACCUACAUGAAGGAAGAGGUGGACAGGUACCGCAUCACCAUUGAUAACAAGACGUGUGUGUUCGAGAAGGAGAAUGACCCGACGCUGCUGCGCUCGCCCUCCGCUGGGAAACUCUGCAAGUACAUGGUGGAGGAUGGAGGCCACAUCAACACUGGACAGUGCUACGCUGAGAUCGAGGUGAUGAAGAUGGUCAUGUCCCUGAACACUACUGACCCCGGCCACAUCUACUAUGUCAAACGAGCUGGCGCCGUGCUGGAGCCGGGCUGUAUCAUCGCCCGACUGCAACUGGACGACCCCAGCCGGGUUCAACGGGCGGAGCUCUUCACGGGGACUCUCCCUCAGAUCCAGUCGGCAGCCCUGCAGGGGGAGAAGCUGCACCGGGUCUUCCACCAUACGCUAGACCACCUCUCCCACAUCAUGAACGGCUUCUGCCUGCCCGAGCCUUUCUUCAGCAUCAGGCUGCGUGAGUGGGUGGAGCGUCUGAUGCGGCUGCUGCGCGACCCCUCGCUCCCGCUGCUGGAGCUGCAGGACAUCAUGACCAGCGUGUCGGGCCGCGUGCCCCCCGCCGUGGAGAAGGCCAUACGCAGGGAGUUGGCGCAGUACGCCAGCAACAUCACCUCUGUCCUCUGCCAAUUCCCCAGCCAGCAGAUCGCCAAUAUUCUUGACAGCCACGCUGCCACCCUGAACAGGAAGUCCGAGCGCGAGGUCUUCUUCAUGAACACACAGAGCAUUGUACAGCUGGUGCAGAAAUAUCGCAGUGGGAUCCGUGGGCACAUGAAAGCAGUGGUUAUGGACCUUCUAAGGCAGUACCUGAGUGUGGAGGUCAAGUUUCAGAAUGGCAACUACGACAAGUGCGUGUUCACGCUACGGGAGGAGAACAAGGGUGACCUGGCCAAGGUGCUCAACCUCAUCUUCUCCCACGCGCAGGUGGCCAAGAAGAACCUGCUGGUCACCAUGCUCAUCGACCAGCUCUGUGGCAGAGACCCCAUACUGACCGAUGAGCUGGUGGCCAUCCUGACGGAACUCACACAACUCAGCAAGACCAUCAAUGCCAAAGUGGCCCUGCGCUCACGACAGGUGCUGAUUGCCUCGCACUUGCCCUCCUACGAGCUCCGGCACAACCAGGUGGAGUCCAUCUUCCUGUCGGCGAUCGACAUGUACGGACACCAGUUCUGCAUUGAGAACCUGCAGAAACUGAUUCUGUCAGAGACCUCCAUAUUCGAUGUGCUCCCCAAUUUCUUCUACCACAGCUAUCAAGUGGUGAGAAUGGCAGCCUUAGAGGUGUAUGUCCGCAGGGCUUACAUUGCCUAUGAGCUCAACUGUAUCCAGCACAAGCAGGAAGAUGAUGGCACCUGCAUCGUGCAGUUCCAGCUAAUGCUGCCUAGCACACACCCCAACAGGUCGAUCUUGCCCACGGCCAGCAUGAGUGACCUGGUGCUGGAGUCCUUCAGGCCGCCCUGUCAGCGCCGCGGAGCCAUGGUGGCCUUCGGCUCCUUCCAGGACUUCAACAGGAACAUCGAGGAGGUGCUGAGGAGCGUGUCCAACUUUCCACCCUCCAGCCCCACCUACACGGACGGAGUGAAACUGGGUCUGUACGAAGAGGACGAAGGCAAGAGUGGCCCGGACGAGCCCAUCCAGAUCCUUAAUGUGGCCAUUAAGACGGAGGGCAACAUCGACGACAGCCGCCUGGCCUCCAUGUUCCACGAGUUCACCCAGUCCAAGAAAGCUCUGCUAGUGAAACAUGGCAUCCGCAGACUGACACUCCUGGUGGCACAGAAGGACUGCAGACACCAGAUGAGCUUUGAGGUGAACCAGAGGUUCCAUCGAGAGUUCCCCAAGUUCUUCACCUUCCGCUCCAGAGAUGACUUUGAAGAGGAUCGUAUCUACAGACACCUGGAGCCAGCCCUGGCCUUCCAGCUGGAGCUCAACCGCAUGCGCAACUUCGCCCUGACCGCCAUCCCCUGUGCCAACCACAAGAUGCACCUGUACCUGGGCGCCGCCCGCGUAGAGCAGGGCGCCGAGGUGACGGACUAUCGCUUCUUCGUGCGUGCCAUCAUCCGCCACUCUGACCUGGUCACUAAGGAGGCCUCGUUUGAGUACCUGCAGAACGAGGGGGAGCGGCUACUGCUGGAGGCCAUGGACGAGCUGGAGGUGGCCUUCAGCAACACCACCGUCCGCACCGACUGCAACCACAUCUUCCUCAACUUCGUCCCCACCGUCAUCAUGGACCCCUCCAAGAUAAAAGAGGCGGUGCGUCUGAUGGUGAUGCGGUACGGCAGCAGGCUUUGGCGUCUGCGUGUCCUGCAGGCCGAGCUGAAGAUCAACAUCCGCCUCACGCCCUCUGGCGACACCGUCCCCAUCCGCAUCUUCCUCACCAAUGAGUCUGGCUACUACCUGGACAUCAGCCUCUACAAGGAGGUCACAGCCACCUGCACAGACCAGGAAGGCCACAAAGACCCCCAGGUCAUGUUCCAGGCAUACGGGGACAAGCAGGGCCCGCUGCACGGCAUGCUCAUCAACACGCCCUACGUCACCAAAGACCUGCUGCAGUCCAAACGCUUCCAGGCCCAGACACUAGGCACCACCUACGUCUACGACUUCCCCGAGAUGUUCAGACAGGCCCUGCUGAAGCUGUGGAGCUCCAUGAAGGCCCAGGCCAUUCUCCCAGAAUGCCCGGUUCCCUCCGAAGUGCUGACCUUCACAGAGCUGGUGCUGGACGCCCAGGGCCAGAUACAGCAGCUGAACCGCCUGCCGGGAGGCAACGAGAUUGGCAUGGUGGCCUGGCUGAUGACCCUCCGCUCCCCCGAGUACCCACUGGGCCGCGAGGUGGUGGUCAUCUGCAACGACAUCACGCACCGCAUCGGCUCGUUCGGGCCCCAGGAGGACGUGCUGUUCCAGCAGGCGUCGGCCCUGGCACGCCAGCGUGGCGUACCGCGCCUCUACAUCUCCGCCAACAGCGGUGCCCGCAUCGGCCUGGCCGAGGAGAUCCGCCAGAUGUUCCAGGUGGCCUGGCAAGACCCCAGUGACCCCUACAAGGGCUUCAGGUACCUGUAUCUCACCCCCCAGGACUACAAGAAGGUGUCGGCACUGAACUCGGUGCACUGUGAGCACGUGGAGGACGAGGGCGAGUCAAGGUACAAGAUCACAGACAUCAUCGGCAAGGAGGACGGCCUGGGCGUGGAGAACCUGCGGGGUUCCGGAAUGAUCGCCGGCGAGUCCUCACUGGCCUACGAGGAGGUCAUCACCAUGAACCUGGUGACGUGUCGGGCCAUUGGUAUCGGUGCGUACGUGGUACGGCUGGGUCAGAGGACCAUCCAGGUGGAGAACUCCCACAUUAUCCUCACCGGGGCCGGUGCUCUCAACAAGGUGCUGGGAAGGGAAGUGUACACCUCCAACAACCAGCUGGGAGGAGUGCAGAUCAUGCACAACAAUGGAGUGACCCACAGCACGGUGUGCGAUGACUUUGAGGGAGUCUACUCACUUCUACAGUGGCUGUCCUACAUGCCCAAGUGCGUCUCAAGCCCUGUGCCAAUACUACAUGCCAAGGACCCCAUCGACCGUCCGGUGGAAUUUGUGCCUACGAAGGCACCCUACGACCCUCGCUGGAUGCUGGCAGGACGCCCUGGUCAAGGUGCCAGAGGCCAGUGGCAGAGUGGUUUCUUUGACCACGGCUCGUUCCAGGAGAUCAUGCAGCCCUGGGCACAGACAGUGGUGGUGGGUCGAGCAAGGCUCGGAGGCAUCCCCACAGGAGUGGUCGCUGUGGAAACCAGAUGUGUGGAGCUGUCGGUCCCUGCGGACCCUGCAAACCUGGACUCAGAGGCCAAGAUAAUCCAGCAGGCGGGCCAGGUGUGGUUCCCUGACUCGGCCUUCAAAACAGCACAGGCCAUCAAGGACCUGAACCGAGAAGGUCUGGCGCUCAUGGUCUUCGCCAACUGGAGGGGUUUCUCUGGCGGCAUGAAAGACAUGUAUGACCAGGUGCUGAAGUUCGGGGCCUACAUAGUGGACGGCCUGAGGGAGUACCGGCAGCCGGUGCUGGUCUACAUUCCCCCGCAGGCCGAGCUGAGGGGCGGCUCCUGGGUGGUGAUUGACCCCACCAUCAAUCCCGAGCACAUGGAGAUGUACGCCGAUGUGGAAAGCCGUGGCGGUGUUCUGGAGCCAGAGGGCACAGUGGAGAUUAAGUUCCGUAAGAAGGACCUGGUGAAGACCAUGAUGCGUGUGGACCAUCCGUACAAGAGUUUGAAGGAGCAGCUGGGCGCCCCGGACCUUAGCGACCAACAGCGCAAGGACUUGGAGAGCGCCCUGAAAGAGCGCGAGGACUUCCUGUUACCUAUCUACCACCAGGUGGCGGUGCAGUUCGCCGACCUCCAUGACACGCCUGGCCGCAUGCAGGAGAAAGGCGUUAUCACGGACAUCCUGGAGUGGCAGAGCUCACGGCAGUUCUUCUACUGGCGUCUGCGGCGGCUGCUGCUGGAGUCCGAGGUGAAGCGGCGGAUCCGGGAGGAAGGUGGCGGCGAGCUGACCGACGGCCAGAUGCAGGCCAUGCUGCGCCGCUGGUUCGUGGAGGCCGAGGGUGCCGUACAGGCCUACCUGUGGGACAGUAAUAAGGAUGUGGUGGAGUGGCUUGAGAAGCAGCAAGCAGCUGCGGAGGAGGAGGGCGGCAAAUCGGUCAUCGAGGAGAACAUCAAGUACAUCCGGCGGGACGGCCUCCUCAAGCAGCUACACAGUCUGGUGGAAGGGAACCCUGAGGUGGCCGCGGACUCCAUCGUGCACCUGGCCCAGCACAUGUCCGCCUCCCAGAGGGCCGAGGUGCUGCGCAUCCUCUCCACCGUCGACUCUGCCGCUGCCACCUCGUAGUGCCAGAUGGCUCUGAGCGCCCUAGCCCACCCGGACCGGAGCGCAUUGCACACCAGAAUCAACUGGACCCCACUAAGACCACUUGACCACUGGCUCACCAAUCCGCACGCUGGCCUCUGGCAUGACCAACAAUACCUGAGACUGCUGCUGACAAAGACAAGCACAAGCACAAUCACUCACUAACAGAAAGCCAUCUCAGGAAAGCCAAGGACUCUGAAAAAAAAAACUCCCAAGUGCAAUUAUUAAUGCAGUACAAAAAUGCCAAAGAUCAUUAUUACUGGCAAAAGUAUGGGUUUAGAAAAGAUUGAAAUGGAAAGAAAUGUAUUUUACUGUAAUGUUUAAAUGGAAGCACUUUGAAAAAAAAUCCUUGACCAAUGAUGUUGCCUGAGCCACAUGGAGGCACGUUACAACCUCCUCUGUCAGCUUUGGAAAGUUCUAGAUGCAUUUCUCGGAACUUUAAACGGAGAGGAUAAAGAGGAUCGCCUUUCAUUUCGCUUCCCCCCCCCCCACCCCUCUCUCUGUUAUUGACACUCAGUAGCAAUCUGGACAUCAGUAAGUGCAGUGUAUUGAUUGAGGUGUGUGUGUACGUGUGUGUGCAUGUACGUGUAUGUUUGUGUGGAUUGGGAGAUUAAAACGCCCUCAGAAGGAGCGCUUAAUUGAUGAUCAAACGGGGCAGGUGUAAAUAGCUGUUGUGUGUGUGUCUGGCUGUAGGAACAGGGGUGUGAGGUGUAUGUGGAGGGAGGGGGGGUGGUUCAAAGCCCUGUGGAGGGGCUCGAGAGGCCCCCACAUUCAGCACCGACUCCUUUCAUACUGACCCCGGGGCCAGCCACACACACACACACACACACACACACACACUCACACACACACACACAAGCCGUGUCACACA
This is a messenger RNA of Alosa alosa (allis shad), 7757 nucleotides long. RefSeq names its product acetyl-CoA carboxylase 1-like. Gene Ontology annotation, biological process: fatty acid biosynthetic process. Gene Ontology annotation, molecular function: acetyl-CoA carboxylase activity; ATP binding; metal ion binding. The record is from RefSeq and is a predicted model, not a curated record. Lineage: Eukaryota; Metazoa; Chordata; Actinopteri; Clupeiformes; Clupeidae.